UGCGGACGCUAAGCUGCGAAUUUCGUAGACCGUAGGUUUUAGCUGGUGAUCUCUUUAUAUGCUAAUAAUGCUAUUUAAGUAUCUAAUGCAAUAAAGUAUCUCUCUUGGUCGUGUCCAUUGUGCCAAUAAUACUCUCAAUAUCAUAUCAACAUCAUUGUUGUCGGUUUAUUUAUUUUUGUAAGCCAUAGUGAUAUUAGUGGUACGCAAAACGGCUUGCAGUGAUCACCUUAAAGUUUGCAAAAAAAAAAAUAUUGCAGCGGGCGUUUUUAAGCAUUUUGACAAGAAUUGGAUAUAAGAUUAAACUGAGAAAAACAAAAACAAAAACAAAAAAACUUGCGAGUGUAAAAAAAAAACAAAAAAAUAUCUUAUAUGGACUGUUUAAAUUAAAAAAACUUAAUUAAAAAAGAUUUAGUGACAAUUGUGACAAAAUCAAAAAAAAUAAAACAACUUUCAUAAAAAGGAUAAAAAAACACAAAGUUGCACUUUAUUAAAAAAAAAAAAUAAAAGAUCUGAAACAAGUUUGUAUUAUAAGCUUAUAAGCAAAAAUUUAGUGAAGCUUAACCAAUACCGGAUUUUCAACUGCUCUUAUAAACUAUUCAAGCAAGCUAAUUAACUAAGAUUCUGCCAAGUUGGAUUACUUAACUGUCUAGUUGAAAAGUGUUGGCAGUCAAUUUCAUUGAAAGGCAUUUCAUAUAUACGCAAACACAGGAGCAAAAUGAUUUCAAGAAGGAAAAUUAUAUCACGGUCCUUGGACAAUCUUGACUCAAUAGGACCUAAUGAUGAAGAAGAAGACAUGUGGUAUGACAAGGACAAACUGUGCAAGGAUCACAUAGAUGAAGUUCUCUCUAAAUGGGAACAAAUCGACGAUGAGAUUUGGGCCAAAAUUGUCGUUUUUGAAAAGAAUCGACGUGUGGCAAAGGCAUACGCCCGAUCAUCGGUCAUAUCUAUCAACGGAUCUAAGCAUGGUUUUGAUGGAGUAAGAAUCGGUUUAAAUGGAUUUCAUAAUCCAAUGCGUGAUCCUCAAACAAAAGAUGUCAAAAAAGCCAUUGGUGAAGGUUUCAAAUUGAAAAUGGACGAAACGGGAAAUAUUCUUAUCAAACGUUAUGGAAAAUCAAAUGUUUACGUUCAUAGUACCUCAAAAUUAUCCAACGAAGAAACUGUCAUUGGGGCAGAUAUAUUACAAUUGCCACAACAAGCCAUUAAUAUUGGAACUUCUGCCAAGCUUUUUGAUAUGCGUAAGUUCACAACAAACAUCAAUCGAGAAUUCUCUCGAACAGCCCCCGAAUGUAAUCGUCUGGAGCGUCAAUGUUUAUCUGCCAUUUCUGUAGUGAAAUCCAGCAAUAAUCUCAUUCACAGUCCUCUAUGGAUUCUGGUCAUUAAUGUUGUUGCCAUUGAUAUGCUUAAGAGUCGAAUGACAACAAUCGGAAGGAAUAUCGAUAAUGGUCAUCGAAUUUCACCAACAACAUCUGGAAGUGAAGAUCCAUAUUCGACAAUUGAAAGUCAAGCUGAGCUCAUUCUAGCCGAAGAUGCAAAAAUGAAUGCAAAACUUAAGGAAUAUGUUACUUAUGAUGAUAAUCCUUAUGUUCCUAAGCCUGAUUAUGAAAUCUACAAUCAAACCAUUUCCAUGAGUCCGAAGAACAACAAAACUGUCCAACGAAAAAAACAAGAUGAUCCUUAUUACUGUGGUUUAUUAGCGCGAAUUCCAAAUUUUAUCAAAUCCAACAAGUCAUCUAGUAGCAAUAAAAAGAAAGAUUCAAAAACGGCUCGAAAGAUAUCUGCACAGCAUUUGCCUCUGCCCUCGCAUCCAGUUCCAUUUGGAGCGUUUCAUCAACAUCCCCCGGCAUCUUAUUAUCCUUUCAAGCUGCAUCCGCAACAUCAUAGAAUAUCUCAAUCACAAAUGUCCUUGUGGGAUGCACGCAGUUUAGUCAGUGGAUUUGAAUAAAAUAGAGAACCCAUUUUUAAAUAUUAGUUAGAUACUUUUUUUUAUCAAAAAAAAAAAAAUAAAAGAGAGACGAGGUAAACCAUGAAAGGAAUUCGUAUCGCAUCGUGAGUGAGGUCCUUUGCCAUAAAACCGCUUAAGACUGAAAUACGUCCUAUUAAAAAAAAAAAUAAAAGGAAAACAACAUUUUUUUUAAAGUAGGCCAACGGCAGAAAAGUUUCUGAUCUUUUUUUUAAAUUAAAAAUAAGUCGUGCGACAAAGUUUUUAUUAUUUUAUAAUUAAAUAAUUAGAUAAUGUUAUGAAUCAAAACUGCCUUGUUU
Molecule: messenger RNA, 2259 nt
Organism: Episyrphus balteatus (marmalade hoverfly)
Lineage: Eukaryota; Metazoa; Arthropoda; Insecta; Diptera; Syrphidae
Gene: reb
Exons: 7
Coding region: 716-1942 (408 amino acids)
Biological process (GO): regulation of DNA-templated transcription
Molecular function (GO): protein binding
Source: RefSeq, a predicted model, not a curated record